GAGCGCAGGCGCGAGGCCAGCCUCGCCAACGGCCCUGCGCGCAAGCGCACGCCGCUCGCCGCUCGCCGCCCGCCGCCUAUCCGCCGCCGCUUCUUCUCCCGGUCCCUCCAGCCGGCUUCGCCUCAGCCUGCGCUGCGCCCUUCCGGCGUGGGGCGUCGCCGCGUCGCUCCGCUUCCGCACGGCAACCCCGGCGUUCUGGCGGGGCGGUGCCGCCGGAGGAGCCUCGGUGAUGGCUGCCUCAGCGUUUUGUUGCCUGCGGUGCUGCAGGGACGGAGGGACGGGGCACGUCCCUCUGAAGGAGAUGCCGGCCGUGCAGCUGGACACGCAGCACAUGGGAACAGAUGUUGUCAUCGUAAAAAAUGGGAGGAGAAUAUGUGGAACCGGAGGUUGUUUAGCCAGUGCACCUUUGCAUCAAAACAAGAGCUACUUUGAAUUCAAAAUUCAGUCCACAGGAAUCUGGGGUAUUGGUGUUGCAACUCAGAAAGUUAACUUGAAUCAGAUUCCUCUUGGCCGAGAUGUGCACAGUUUGGUGAUGAGAAAUGAUGGAGCCUUGUACCACAACAACGAGGAGAAAAACAGGCUGCCAGCAAACAGCCUUCCACAGGAAGGAGACGUGGUGGGUAUUACAUAUGACCAUGUAGAACUGAAUGUAUAUUUGAAUGGAAAAAACAUGCAUUGCCCAGCAUCAGGCAUACGAGGGACAGUGUACCCAGUUGUGUAUGUUGAUGACAGUGCAAUUUUGGAUUGCCAGUUCAGUGAAUUUUAUCAUACUCCUCCACCUGGUUUUGAGAAAAUAUUAUUUGAACAGCAGAUCUUCUAAAUGUGUUUGUUUUGAAACUUGUAUUUCUGUACUUUGAAAAGUGUUUACUGUUUAAUAAAGCUUUACCUGAUCUAUAGAUAAAAAUAUAUUCUUAAACAUAUGCUUGUUAAUGUUGUGGAAGGAACCAGUGUAUUCAGGAUAGCACCUGAAGUUGUAAUUAAAAACACCUAAUGUUUUGUGAUAUGGAAUCAGCAUUUUGGGUAGUUUAUUUAAAUCUUAUUUAAAUAAAAAAAACUAUGGGUUUAAUUAACAGUAUUAAGUGGAAAUAUGUAUACAGAUAUUUAAAGAGAAUCUCUCUUACAUAAAGUACUUGUUUUUAUAGAAGUGUAGAGUUGGGCAGUUUAUUUUUGUCACUCUGAUGUCUAGCCUUCAUCAAGUAUUUUAAGUCUGCAGUCCAAUAGCUUUGUGUCUUUGUCCUUUUUAUAUAGAGUGUAAUAAAGUGACAGAAGAUACAGUAUUGACAACCUCAUUUUUGAUGAUUCAUUUACUGUAAAAUACACCACUUUUUCAACUUUAAAUUGCUGAUUUUGUUUGUAUGUCAUUGCUUUUGAUUGUCUUUGUAAAAAGAGAUAAAUGUUUUAGUAAUUAUCAGCAUUUUUUUGAAGACCAUCUUGCUGUGUUACUUCAGUACCAGGCUGAGUAGUGGUUGAUGGGUGACGCAGAGUACACUGCCAGACAUUUAGAAUCGUAGAAUGCUUUCAGUUUACAUGUAAAGGAGAUUAUCCUUUUAAGGACUUAUUUAAGUGUGUGUUUUUCUGUAAACAAUAAUAAAAUAGUAGUAAUUAA
Messenger RNA from Manis javanica (Malayan pangolin), 1606 nucleotides. It is a transcript of the gene SPRYD7, whose product is annotated as SPRY domain containing 7. The record is from RefSeq and is a predicted model, not a curated record. Gene Ontology annotation, molecular function: protein binding. NCBI's taxonomy places the organism in Eukaryota, Metazoa, Chordata, Mammalia, Pholidota, Manidae.